AUGGAAGAUAUCACUGAAGAUGAAGCUGCAUUAUAUGACAGACAGAUACGUCUGUGGGGGCUUGAUGCACAAAGAAGGUUGCGAGCUGCUACUGUUCUUAUCAUUGGCUUGAAGGGGCUGGGAGCGGAAGUUGCUAAAAACAUUAUUCUGUCCGGGGUGAAGGCAGUCACGCUGAUGGACCACAACCCUGUGGAUGAAGAAGACAGAAUGUCACAGUUUUUUGUGUCAGGUGCAGCUAUUGGACAGAAUAGAGCUGAAGCAUCCGCCCCUCAGGCUCAACUUCUCAACCCCAUGGUCACUGUGACAACAGACACAGGCAACCCUGAUGAGAAAGAUGAGAACUAUUUCACACAGUUUGACGUCAUCUGUGCCACGUGCUGCCCCCCAUCCCUGCAGACAAAACUAGAUAAAUUGUGCUUUCAGCACAACAUCAAGUUCUUCUCCGGAGACGUCUUCGGCUUCUAUGGCUUCACAUUUACUGAUCUGGGAACACAUGAUUACCUGCACGAAGAGGUUAAAAAGGCACCAGCAAAAGGUAAAGAAGAAAAUAAGUCAAAAGAGGAUGAAGAAAAGUCAAAGGCAUCAGAAGAGGUUGUUAUCACUAAAGAGCAAAUGGUCUUUGGACGGCUGGAAGAUGCACUGACUUUUGAUUGGUCAGCUGAUACCCCAGAGAUGAAGCGAAAAAUCCGGCAGACGCCAACAUCAUUUUUCAUCACAAAAGUGUAUGAAGAGUUCCUUCAGCAGCAUGGCCGCCGUCCAUCAACAUUCACUUUGGAAGCUGAUACAAAAGAACUGCAGAAUCUGCGUAUUCAAGUCCUGAACAAACUGGGAGUGCCUGCCAAAGUGGUUCCUGAGGAUUUUUAUCUAUAUGGUUUUGGGGAGCUGAGUCCUGUUUGUGCUAUUGUUGGAGGUGUUCUAGGACAGGAAAUCAUUACGGCUGUUUCCCAGAAAGGUGCUCCACUCAACAACUUCUUCCUCUACAAUGGUGUCAACGAUGAAGCCAUGGUCGAUACAAUAGUGCCUUAG
This is a messenger RNA of Candidula unifasciata, 1026 nucleotides long. The record is from the annotation of a GenBank genome assembly. NCBI's taxonomy places the organism in Eukaryota, Metazoa, Mollusca, Gastropoda, Stylommatophora, Geomitridae.